CACCUUUCCCACCAAGAAAUUACCGUCCUAUUUUUAACAUAUCAACAGGAAAAAAAGAAACUCAAAUUCUGAUAACGUCCAGUUCAUUAAACAUUGCGAAAGCCAAUGCUUUUCAAGCCAAAAUCAACUCCAAUCUACCUUGCUCGGAUAAUUUUCCUCCAAAACUCUCAACGAAAUCUCAGCACAAAAUCCAGUCAUUAUUCUCGCAAAAAUAUUGAUGAUGAUGAUAAAGACCAGAAAACUCGAGACACAAAAGAAGAUCAACAAGACCAUUUAUAUUUGUAUAAGAGCAAGGGCCAACAUCUCCUCACCAACACACGGAUUCUCGACGCUAUUGUUCGAAGAUCUAACAUAAGACCUACCGACACCGUCUUAGAGAUCGGACCCGGGACUGGAAAUCUCACGGUCAAGCUCCUUGAAGCUGCUAAAAAGGUUGUUGCCAUCGAAAUUGAUAAAAGAAUGGUGGAUAUUCUCCACAAACGCGUUUCUGAGAAAGGGUUGCAAGAUAGGAUCCAUGUUAUAUGUAAAGAUGCAAUGAAGGCGGAGUUUCCUCAAUUUGAUCUUGUUGUUGCUAACAUUCCGUACGGAAUAUCUUCCCCUCUUGUGGCAAAAUUGGUUUAUGGAGGGAACCCUUUUAGGAGUGCAACAUUGCUUCUUCAAAAGGAGUUUGCACGUCGGUUACUGGCUAAGCCUGGGGACUCGGAGUUUAACAGAUUGGCUGUGAAUGUGAAGUUGGUGGCUGAUGUAGAAUUUGUCAUGGAUGUAAGCAAAAGGGAGUUUCUUCCUUGUCCAAAAGUUGAUUCCUCUGUUGUUAUAAUCCGACCAAAAGCUGAAGUCCCAGAUGUUAAUCUAGACGAGUGGUGGGCUUUCACAAGGACUUGUUUUAGCAAGAAGAAUAAGACGCUAGGGGCUACGUUUAAGCAGAAGAAGAAGGUGAUAGAGCUGUUGAGAUUGGCCAAGACAACGAGCACAAAUAGAGAAAAUACUAUAAUUGGCAAGAAUCAUGAAUGUGGUGAUGAUUAUGAUGGUAGCCAUGAAGAAGAAGAUACCGAUGGAGAUGUUGGUUUUGCAUCAUCUUGCUCUGUUGUGGAAAUGACUUUGUUCAAAGAGAAUAUUGUUGGGAUUUUAAAAACAGGUGGGUUCGAAGACAAGAGGCCUUCAAAGCUGUCUAAUGAGGAGUUGUUACAUUUACUUUCCUUGUUUAAUCAAGCUGGGAUAUAUUUUCACGACCACGUAAAUCCCAAAGAUUCAGAUAAUGUUUCUUUUGCUGCUGCUUAUAGUUCAUAGUAGCUCCAUCCUUCUUCGGUAGUACUUUCUUUGUGAAUUGUGAUACUGUUGUUUUCAUCCUUCUUCACUAUAAAAUUGGGUUCUUUAAGCAAAACAUAGGGUCCAAAAUUGGGUUGUGUUAGUAAAUCAAGUGGGCUUUUGGUUAAUGGUGGUAAUGGAUGGGUUUUUCUCGUGACUCAAACCUGAUUUCAUAGAAUAUGUACCAACUUUGACUUCAUAAAAUAUAUAUUUGAC
This is a messenger RNA of Durio zibethinus, 1521 nucleotides long. Its product is annotated as ribosomal RNA small subunit methyltransferase, mitochondrial. Gene Ontology annotation, molecular function: rRNA (adenine-N6,N6-)-dimethyltransferase activity. NCBI's taxonomy places the organism in Eukaryota, Viridiplantae, Streptophyta, Magnoliopsida, Malvales, Malvaceae. Gene Ontology annotation, biological process: rRNA methylation. The record is from RefSeq and is a predicted model, not a curated record. Gene Ontology annotation, cellular component: mitochondrion.